UACAGCAUCCUAGGUGUAAAGCCGACAGCGACACAAGCUGAAAUUCGUUCCGCUUAUCUAGCUGGUGCACGCAAACAUCAUCCUGAUCGACACGCCGGAGCAGGAAGUCAAGAUGACGAACAUAUUCAAAGACUGAAUGAAGCCCAUGCGACCUUGACUGAUGCCCGCUUACGGGAAGCAUACGAUAGAGAUCUACAAAAUGGAAGGGCAAACAAAGCCACUCGAUCGAAUCAAAGUAGAAUAUCUGCAACUGUUGAUUUAGAUUCGAUGGAAACGGUUGAAGAGAGUGAAAUCUUGACAUUCUUUCAUCCUUGUAGAUGUGGUAAUGGAUUUUAUGUAGAUGAAAAUCAACUUCAACAAUCUUCUGCUCCUAUUAUUGGAUGUUCAGGUUGUAGUGAACAAAUCAAGAUUGUUGCUGAUCCUUCAUCA
Meira miltonrushii is the source of this 429-nucleotide messenger RNA. RefSeq names its product DnaJ-domain-containing protein. The record is from RefSeq and is a predicted model, not a curated record. The annotation marks the transcript as partial. NCBI's taxonomy places the organism in Eukaryota, Fungi, Basidiomycota, Exobasidiomycetes, Exobasidiales, Brachybasidiaceae. The transcript has a single exon.